This is a messenger RNA of Fomitiporia mediterranea MF3/22, 1329 nucleotides long. Its product is annotated as GroES-like protein. The transcript is spliced from 11 exons. Gene Ontology annotation, molecular function: zinc ion binding; oxidoreductase activity. Lineage: Eukaryota; Fungi; Basidiomycota; Agaricomycetes; Hymenochaetales; Hymenochaetaceae. Bases 1 to 1329 code for a protein of 442 amino acids. The record is from RefSeq and is a predicted model, not a curated record.
AUGCAAGCAGCAGCAAAUACAAUUCAGAAUCACAUGGGCCCAGUCCUGGUCGAUGUCACGCCUCAGUAUAGAGGUCGUGUGGACGAAAAUGGGUCUCAGAUGAUCAUGAAAGCCCUCGCAUGGAUGGGUGUCGAAGAUGUUAAAAUAAUUGAUGCCCCAGUCCCAGAUGUGACCGAUCCUGAUGAUGUUAUUAUUGCUGUCACGGGAACGACAAUCUGCGGAAGCGAUCUGCAUUUGUAUCACGGAGAGAUAUUAACUCUGCAGAAAGGGGAUAUCCUUGGCCAUGAGUUCAUGGGAAAGGUUGACAAAGUUGGCCCAAACGUCAAAAACCUCAAGCCAGGAGACCGGGUAGUGGCCUCGUUUCAAAUUGCCUGCGGAAAGUGUGAAUAUUGCCAGAAGAAAUUGUCGUCCUUCUGCGAUCGUACGAAUAAUUCUAGCCUUCAAAAUGCCAUGUAUGGUCAUCGCGAUGCCGGAUUCUUUGGCUAUUCACAUUUGACAGGAGGAUUCGCGGGUGGCCAAGCUGAGUACGUUCGUGUGCCAUUUGGCGAAGUGAACCUGCUUCCAGUCCCAGGCGGAGUCACGGAUGAGCAGGCGCUUUAUUUGUCAGAUAUACUUCCCACAUCUUAUCACGCGGUUGUCGACACAGGCGUAAAGGAAGGAGACAUCGUCGGUGUUUGGGGUUUGGGUCCUAUUGGCCAAUAUGUUGCCCGUUGGGCCAAGUUGAAAGGCGCAAAACGCGUAAUUGGCAUUGACCGCGUUCCCGAACGUUUGGUUUUUGCUGCGGAGAAGUCAGGUGUUGAGCCUAUCAACUUCCAAGAGCACACGGACGUCGUCAAACGUAUCCAAGAACUUGUCCCCGGCGGCCUGGACGUUGCCAUUGAUUGUGGUACCUUCCAUGAGCCGAAGACGAUCGCACACAAGGUUCAGAAGACUCUCAUGAUGGAAACUGACGUACCAGAAAUUGUCAAUGAGAUGAUUAUGUCUGUUAGGAAGAUGGGUCGCUGUGGAAUAAUUGCUGCCUAUGCGGGCUACACCAAUAAUUUCAAUAUCGGAGCACUAAUGGAAAAAGGAGUUCGCUUCAUCGGCAAUGGACAAGCUCCUGUCCAUUUACAUUGGGAGACCAUCCUCAAUGAGUACAUCAUUCCAGGAAAGUUUGACCCGACAUUCAUACUCACGCACCGCGUACCUCUCGAUGAUAUGCCCGAGCUUUACAAGGCAUUUGAUCAGCGCCAGUCGGGUGUUCUGAAAGUCUUUGUGGAAACCCGCUUCUCGUCACCUCCGUCACCUGGAUGUCCGACGACUAGCCGUGUUAAAGAUUGGACGACGUGA